Gossypium raimondii (Peruvian cotton) is the source of this 1293-nucleotide messenger RNA. Its product is annotated as coatomer subunit epsilon-1. The transcript has 7 exons. The record is from RefSeq and is a predicted model, not a curated record. Lineage: Eukaryota; Viridiplantae; Streptophyta; Magnoliopsida; Malvales; Malvaceae. Gene Ontology annotation, molecular function: protein binding; structural molecule activity. Gene Ontology annotation, biological process: endoplasmic reticulum to Golgi vesicle-mediated transport; intra-Golgi vesicle-mediated transport; retrograde vesicle-mediated transport, Golgi to endoplasmic reticulum. Gene Ontology annotation, cellular component: COPI vesicle coat. Bases 124 to 1002 code for a protein of 292 amino acids.
UCUGAUAUAUUAUAGACAGAGAAGAAACGGAAGGAGUCAAGACAGAGUUGAAGGUCUGAAAAAGGAAAAAAGCAUUUGUAAUUGUAAUUGUUUCGAGAUCUCUGUGUGUAUAGACAGUCUCAAAUGGCAGUAGCUGCAGCACCAGAUCACUUGUUCCAUUUGAGGAACAAUUUCUACUUGGGUUCCUUUCAGGCUGCCAUCAACAACAGCGAUCUUCCCAACCUCUCCCCCGACGACGCCGUCGAGCGCGACUGCCUCGUCUACCGCUCUUACAUCGCUCUCGGCAGCUACCAACUGGUGAUCAAUGAGAUCGACUCCGCCGCUGCAACUCCUCUCCAAGCCGUUAAACUGCUGGCCCUCUAUCUCUCCAACCCUCAUGAUAAGGAAUCAACAAUUGCGAGCUUGAAAGAAUGGUUAGCAGAUCCAGCGAUUGGAAGCAAUGCCGUAUUAAGGUUGAUUGCUGGAAUCGUUUUCAUGCAUGAAGAAGAUUAUAUUGAAGCUCUUAAACACACCAAUGCUGGUGGCACCAUGGAACUUCAUGCAUUGAAUGUGCAAAUCUUCAUUAAGAUGCACCGGUCAGAUUAUGCAGAGAGACAACUGAGGGUCAUGCAGCAGAUUGAUGAGGACCAUACACUGACUCAACUUGCAAAUGCAUGGUUGAAUCUAGCAGUGGGUGGUUCCAAGAUACAGGAAGCUUAUCUGAUCUUCCAAGAUUUCUCUGAGAAAUAUCCAAUGACUGGUUUGAUCCUAAAUGGGAAGGCUGUCUGCUGUAUACACAUGGGAAACUUUGACGAGGCUGAAACACUGUUACUUGAAGCACUUAAUAAGGAUGCAAAGGAUCCUGAAACUCUGGCCAACCUGGUUGUAUGCGGCCUUCACCUCGGUAAAUCAUCUUCACGUUAUCUAAGCCAAUUGAAACUCACACAUCCAGAGCACAUUCUUGUUAAACGUGCAUCAUCUGCGGAAGAUAGCUUUGAAAGAGCAGUGCAAUCAGUUGCUUGAAGAAUUGGAGUUAGUUUUGUUUUAUUCUACAACUGUUCUGACUGCUAUUCUUUGCCUUACGUGAGUCUAUGAUCAAUUAUGAGAUUGUUGGCAAAUUUAGUGCUUGCUCGGCAAAAUAGAAGGGUAAUUGGAAACUUUUGGAUUGUAUGUUUUUUUUUUUUUGGCUGUUUGUACUGUUCUUAAAAAACACUUGAAAUUCAUCAUCUUUUAUAUCACUCUGCUAUUGUUUGUACUGUUAGAAAACUUUUUGAAGUUAAUGGAAAUUUUGGGUAAGGAUGUUAUUUAUCGUAA